Metschnikowia bicuspidata var. bicuspidata NRRL YB-4993 is the source of this 1398-nucleotide messenger RNA. It is a transcript of the gene CDC20, whose product is annotated as ubiquitin-protein transferase activating protein. The coding region runs from base 1 to 1398 and encodes 465 amino acids. The record is from RefSeq and is a predicted model, not a curated record. NCBI's taxonomy places the organism in Eukaryota, Fungi, Ascomycota, Pichiomycetes, Serinales, Metschnikowiaceae. Gene Ontology annotation, biological process: positive regulation of anaphase-promoting complex-dependent catabolic process; positive regulation of ubiquitin protein ligase activity; anaphase-promoting complex-dependent catabolic process. The transcript has a single exon. Gene Ontology annotation, molecular function: anaphase-promoting complex binding; protein binding; ubiquitin ligase activator activity. Gene Ontology annotation, cellular component: anaphase-promoting complex.
AUGUCUCCUCCCAAAACAGCAAAGCUUCGCCGCUCGACAUCACUUCUCACGCUGCAGGAGGCCACGACGUCGGACCGCUUCAUCCCGAGCCACAAGAACUCCACCACAAGCAAGCUCACCGCUGCCAGCGAAAGACCGCAUCCCAACGCGUCUCCUCAGACGCACAUCAAGGCGCAGACCAACAAAAUCUACCAGCACCACGUGGCCGAGGCCUGUGGGCUCGACGUCAACUCGCGCAUUCUAUCCUACCGGCCCUUGCCUCCCGAAAGAAGCAAGCCGUUGAACCUAUUCAGCCACAUCACACUGGGUUCUCUCUGUAAGGCCCUGGAACGGACAACGGGCAAGUCACUCCGCCCGUCGUUGGCGUCCGAACGUGCCAAAAAAAUCCCCACGGCCCCUGAUCGCGUGCUCGAUGCACCCAACAUCGUGGACGAUUUCUACUUGAACCUUGUGUCGUGGUCGCUGACCAACUUGAUUGUCAUUGGGCUCGAGGACGCUGUGUAUGUGUGGAAUGCGUCGACCGGAUCGGUGGGCUUGCUCUGCGAGACGCCCGGUAGUUUGAUCACGUCGCUCCGCUGGUCCGGCGACGGCUCCUACAUCUCCAUAGGCAAGGACGACGGGUCCAUCGAGAUCUGGGACAUCGAAACCAAUUCGCGCUUGCGCACACUCGCCUCCAGCUCCACGGGCCGGGUGGCCUCACACUGCUGGCUGCUGCAUCUCUUGACGUCCGGGUCCAAGGAAGGUACCAUAUACCAUAGCGAUGUACGCGUGUCGUCCCAUCUAGUGGGCAAGCGCGAGAACACACACUUGGCCGAAGUGUGCGGCAUCGAGUAUCGAGGCGACGGGCAGCAGUUCUGUAGCGGGGGAAACGACAACGUGGUGGCCAUAUGGGAUGCCCGCAACAUGAGCGGGGACGCGUUGUUCCAGAAAACAAACCACCGAGCUGCCGUGAAAGCCAUGGCCUGGUGUCCAUACCAGAGCCUGCUUCUUGCGACAGGAGGAGGUACAAGCGACAAGUCCAUUCAUUUCUGGAACACCAGCACGGGAGCACGCGUCAACCUGAUCGAAACUGAGUCGCAGAUAUCCUCGCUCAAUUGGGGAUAUGCCAAGGGAACGGGCUACGAAGUGGUUGCGACUCACGGGUAUCCGUCCAACAGCAUCUCCCUUUUCAACUACCCCACUCUUCAGAAGACGGGCGAGGUUUUGCAGGCUCACGACUCGAGAAUCUUGAAUGGGUGCUUAAGCCCGGAUGGCACCACCCUCGCCACAGUCUCGGGCGACGAGAACUUGAAGUUCUGGUCGCUUUUCGAUUUCUACAGACAAGCAAGGCCCGACGCCGAAGAGAGUUUUGCAAGCAACGAUGGCAAGCACAUGGGGAAGCUCAUGAACAUACGCUGA